Salvelinus namaycush (lake trout) is the source of this 2594-nucleotide messenger RNA. Its product is annotated as cyclin-dependent kinase 4-like. Gene Ontology annotation, cellular component: nucleus; cytoplasm; cyclin-dependent protein kinase holoenzyme complex. Bases 1335 to 2345 code for a protein of 336 amino acids. The transcript is spliced from 6 exons. NCBI's taxonomy places the organism in Eukaryota, Metazoa, Chordata, Actinopteri, Salmoniformes, Salmonidae. The record is from RefSeq and is a predicted model, not a curated record. Gene Ontology annotation, molecular function: cyclin-dependent protein serine/threonine kinase activity; cyclin binding; ATP binding. Gene Ontology annotation, biological process: G1/S transition of mitotic cell cycle; protein phosphorylation; regulation of gene expression.
UUUAGUUUUGCCCAACCUAGAUCGAGGCACAGACACGGUCUCAAUGGGGAUAGCUGAGCUGACUACACUGACUGCUAGUUAGUGGCAGACUCCACUAAGCUUACAGGCUGACUAACAGCCUGCUGCUUGGCCUGCAGGCUGUGGAUGCUGUCAGCAUCAGAUCUGUAAAUUGGUUGUAAACUCAAUCGACAUUUGGAAAUUAUUGCCCAGGGAUAGAUCGCUUUAAAAAAAAAAAAAAAAAAUUGUUUUCAUAAAUCAAGUGUUCAGAUAGAUGUGAUAAGCACAUUGCAUAUUUUCACUCUUAAUAUAUUGAGAACAAAAGUGUUGGGUGGAGUAGAUUAAGUUACCAAUACUUUUGAUACCAGCCCGAAUACAACUGCUGCAAACAUGUUAAUAAUGUGUCAUAACUCAAUAUACUGUGGAUAACAGUGGCUUCUGUCUUAAGUUUUCAGACAGUCUUCCAACCUGCUAUGCUAAAUGCACCUAUGCAGUAAUGUAGGGUGAAACUAACUCUCUCUAUUGGUGCAAAAAAGCCAUAACACAACAAAAUUGUGAACCAGGUUUAAAAGCUCUGUAACACUAACCAUUAUAAAUGUCUAAUGCCUCCGUUUGAACACAGAUGUACAGACUGGGUUGUUUUUAAUUAACAUGCCUUGCUUCAAAGUCAAUUACUCAUUAUUAAACAUUGAAUACAAAAACAUAUUCACGCUGAUCAUUGUAAAAAUGAAUUAUUCCACUCUAAAUGUUUAGGGAGACUUUGUAACAAUAGCACAAACUGUGAUAAUGAGGGACUCAUUCUUCAGAGAUUGAAUAUAUGUUUCCCAACCUUUCUGUCAUUAUCCCUUAGAAUUCUAUUGAUACUGGCUGGCCUGGAAUAUUGCUUGAUUAUUAUGAUGAUAAAAGUCACAAAAUGCGUUUACCAUUCUUUCACCAAUAUCCCAUGAAUAAACUAUGGUGUAUAUAUUAAUAAGAACAUGUUCAUAAUGUGCAAGACAUGAUGGCACGUGCACAGAGGUCUUCUGCAAGAUGUUUGUCGGGGGUGAUGAGAGAUCUGAUUAGUUGAGGAGAAUUAGGGGCCGUACCAGAAUGUGAUCUCAUCAUUUAUAAGCAUCUUGAAAAUGUAUAUCAUAUCUCUGCAGUUUAUGGUGUGAGAAGGUAAGUUAAUCACAAUUCAUUAAAUAUUAGCUAGCUAAGUGUAGCUAACCACACAUUGCACAAAGCAUCUUUGAGAUUCCCUUUUGAUUAGCUAGCAAGUGGUUCCUAAGUGGUUGCGAGGUGGAGCUGGAGGAAGAUUGCUGGCUACUUAGCUGCUGGCUAGCUAGCUAACGUUAACUAUGUCGUGGCACUGCAUAACAUCGUUGUCUCGUGCAAAGUGUACUAAACUCUUCUGGUCUGGUCUAUUCCAUCCUAGUUGCAACCAACUACGAAAUCGGCCGGUCAUGGAGGUCAAUGGGUGCGAUGAACAUCAGAAUUAUGAAAUACUUGCAGAGAUAGGCGAAGGCGCAUAUGGCAAAGUGUACAAGGCCAGAGAGGUCCGCGAUCAACAGCGACUCGUAGCGGUGAAGAAGUUGAACAUACCCGGACACACGGAGAGUGGGAUUCCUGCUUUCAUGAUCCGAGAGGUGGCGCUCUUGCGUAAGAUCGGGUAUUUCAACCAUCCCAACAUUGUAAAGUUGUUGGACGUAUCUGCUGGUCUGAAGAACAGGAGUUUGGACCUGACGCUGGUGUUUGAGUACAUCGACCAAGACCUGUCUACCUUCCUCACCACGGUCCCCAGCACUGGACUGAGUCUUGACAAAAUUAAGGAUGUGAUGGUGCAGCUGCUGCAGGGGCUGGACUUCCUGCACACCAACAUGCUGGUGCACCGGGACCUGAAGCCGGAGAAUGUACUGGUUAGUAGCCGUGGAGAGGUGAAGAUCGCUGACUUUGGGCUGGCGCGCAUCUACACCUAUCACAUCGCCCUUACACCCUGUGUGGUGACACUGUGGUACAGGGCCCCCGAGGUGCUGCUCCACUCUGGUUACAUGUCCUCCGUGGACAUGUGGAGCGCUGGCUGCAUUUUUGCCGAACUGUUCCUUUUGAGACCGUUGUUCCGUGGAUACACUGAGGCUCAGCAGCUCCAGAAAAUCUUUGAGGUGAUUGGCUUGCCCAGCGAGGACGACUGGCCCAGGGAGAGCCCCAUCUCAUACUCCCGUAGCUGGUGCCCCAGAGACCCCUGCACCCAGCUCUUAUCCAACCUGGGCCAGGAGGAGAACAACCUGCUCCUUCAAUGUCUAGAGUUCAGCCCGACCAAUCGCAUCUCAGCUUCCAGAGCCCUCUCCCACCCUUUCCUCGUGUGCGCCUGAGGACUCAUAACCUGGCAGGAUGUGGAGAGGAGGGAGGAGAGCUGGGACAGAGGUUAAUUUCCCUUGGAAUCCUUUUACCUAGCCUAUAGAACACUGAGGGUUCUCGUGCCGUAAGAUCCGAUGUACCUAUACCGAAAUGUAGAAUUUUUUGGAAUGGAAAUAAAAGUUAAAUAUUUAGAAGAUAAAUCUGCAGGUUAAGAAAUAAAGUGGGCAUCAUGCCACUGUUUUGGUAAAAAGUUGAGAGAUGGG